UCUUUUUCCAUGUUUUGAUGAUUUUAAUUGAAAUUAUAAUCAUUUUACCAACAACAAAAUUGAUGCCAAAAUCAUUAACGACAACAGAUAAAAUGCCACAUCAAACUAUUAAUAAAUUAUUUGAAUCAUCACCAUUAUAUACAUCGAAUUUAUAUGAUUCAAAACAGAAAAGUCGAUCACAUUUAGUGUUAUUUGAAACAAUAACGGAUAAAUAUUCCAAUGAUGAUGAUAAUGGAAAUAAUAAGAAAAAAUCUCGAUCAACGAAAAAAUCAGCCAGACAACUUGAACAUUCAAAUGCAAUUGGUUAUUUGGGUAGACCAUUAUCAUCAUUAUCACCACGACAAUAUCGACAAAAUUAUGAUGAUGAUCAUCACUAUAAAUCGGUCAACGACGUUUACAAAUAUCAUCAAAGAACAUCGACACCGAUUCAAAGAGCAACAAAUCCAAAAAUACAAACAGCGGCAAGUCGUAAUGAAUCAAGUGCUGUUCGUGCUGCAUUAAUGUUACCCGAACAUGGUGAUGAUGAUGAUGAUGAUGAUUCGAUUUUAUUUCGAUCUAUUGGUAACUAUGAUUCUUAUGAUGAUGAUAGUAGAGAUGUUUAUGAUCAUAAUAAAACAUCAUCAUCAUCAUCACCAUCAUCAUUGAUGUAUGAUUUUAAUGGUAAUAUAACUGGAAAAAAACAUUCUAAAAAUGACUACAAUGAUAAUGAUGAUGAUCAACAGAUGAAUUGUUGGCGCGUUUCAUCGGAUUCAAACAUUCUUAUUCCAUCUUCCAUUAAUAAUAAUAAUAAUAAAAUAAACAAAAUCGAAUCAUAA
Molecule: messenger RNA, 815 nt
Organism: Dermatophagoides farinae (American house dust mite)
Lineage: Eukaryota; Metazoa; Arthropoda; Arachnida; Sarcoptiformes; Pyroglyphidae
Source: RefSeq, a predicted model, not a curated record